Messenger RNA from Hirundo rustica (Barn swallow), 3434 nucleotides. RefSeq names its product solute carrier family 16 member 12 (gene SLC16A12). The transcript is spliced from 8 exons. The coding region runs from base 202 to 1719 and encodes 505 amino acids. NCBI's taxonomy places the organism in Eukaryota, Metazoa, Chordata, Aves, Passeriformes, Hirundinidae. The record is from RefSeq and is a predicted model, not a curated record. Gene Ontology annotation, molecular function: monocarboxylic acid transmembrane transporter activity. Gene Ontology annotation, biological process: monocarboxylic acid transport; transmembrane transport.
GGACUCCAGCUGCCUCCGAUGACAGCCUGACGAAGCCGGGCCCAGGGCAGCGCUCGGCCGAGCCCACCGGGCCAGGGGCUGCGGGGAGAGGCAACCAGCCGGCCAGAUGGCCGGAGAAUCCCGUGCCGAGCAGCCCGGGGCCGCUGUGCCGGCCAUGAGGGCCGGAGCCAGGCGCUGAGGCCGGGAGCGGGAGCCGCCGCCAUGGCCUCGUCCCGCCGGGCCCGCCACAGCGGCCCUCCCGACGGAGGCUGGGGAUGGAUGAUUGUCGCUGGCUGCUUCCUUGUCACCAUCUGCACCAGGGCCGUGACAAGGUGCAUCUCCAUUUUUUUUGUGGAGUUCCAGGCAUACUUUGGGCAGGAUUAUGCCAGAACUGCUUGGAUCCACUCCAUUGUCGACUGUGCUACGAUGCUUUGUGCCCCGCUUGGGAGUUUAAUCAGUAAUCAUGUAUCCUGCCAAGUUGGUAUCAUGCUAGGAGGGCUGCUUGCGUCUGCUGGACUAAUAUUGAGCUCAUUCGCCACCAGUCUGGAGCAUCUCUACUUAUCGUUAGGAGUCCUCACAGGACUUGGUUUUGCACUCUGUUAUUCUCCAGCCAUUGCGAUGGUGGGCAAAUACUUCAACAAAAGGAAAGCGCUGGCGUAUGGAAUAGCCAUGUCAGGAAGUGGAAUUGGUACUUUCAUUCUGGCCCCUGUGGUCCAGCUCUUAAUUGAACAGUUUUCCUGGCGAGGAGCUUUGCUCAUCCUAGGAGGUUUUGUUUUAAACCUCUGUGUCUGUGGUGCCUUGAUGCGGCCUAUUUCUCUUAAGGAGGAUUGUAAAACCGCUCCUGAGUUUCUUGAACAGAAUUAUGUCCCUGAAACAGACAAGCAAGACUUAAAGCGAAUGUCCAUCUGUUCACCUUUAAUCAAAUUAUGGCCUCAUGAACGUUUAUGCUACUGUUCACGGAAGGAAUAUGACUUUUUGCUGAUGCCGGGCUUCAUGGUGCUGGCAGUGUCAAUUUUAUUUAUGGCAUAUGGCUGCAGCCCUCUUUUUGUCUACCUAGUGCCUUAUGCUUUGAGUGUUGGAGUGAGUCAUCACCAGGCUGCCUUCCUCAUGUCCAUACUCGGUGUCAUAGACAUCAUUGGUAAUAUCACCUUUGGAUGGCUCACAGACAGAAGGUGUCUGAAGAAGCAUCGGUACUUUUGCUACCUCUUUGCUGUGGGAAUGGAUGGCCUCUGUUGUCUUUUCCUGCCAGUUCUCCAAAGCUUCCCCUUGCUUGUGCCUUUCUCAUUUACCUUUGGCUACUUUGACGGAGCCUAUGUAACGCUGAUCCCUGUCAUGACAGCAGAUGUAGUGGGAACCUCUUUGCUAUCAUCAGCACUGGGUGUUGUGUAUUUUCUUCACGCCAUACCAUAUCUAGUGAGCCCACCUGUGGCAGGUUGGCUUGUGGACACAACUGGCAGCUAUACUGCAUCAUUUCUCCUGUGUGGAUUUUCUAUGAUAUUUAGUUCAGCACUGUUGUGCUUUGCAAGACUAGCAAAGAAAAUCAAAAGAACACAUUUGCAGUCCCUCACUGGUACCACAGCCUUGAAACAGCACAUCUGGACAAAUGGAGCAAUAGCUUAUUCUGUCACUGCAGAAUUAGACCAAAGGGAUGUUGAAGUUUUGGCUGUGGAUACAAACAGCUACAGCAACAGUCGGCUUGAAUCUACUUACAACAACAGUAAUACCAAGUUAAUGCAGUAAUAGAAGAAAGCUUGUCUGAAAAUGGAGUUUGUAGAUACAAGUGUUCACAGAUUUAUUUGAAAUGCAAUGUUGACUCCACAGGUAUCAGUCACCAAAAUUGAACAAUAACAUUUACAUUUAAAAAUAUUAUUAAUGACACAAGCUUUUUCAUUUUGUGGUCUAGUAUGUUUUGAUGGACUAAUCACAAACACCAUUAUAAAACCUCUACAUUUAUCAAUCUGCAUGAAACUCUUUGUAAAUGAGUGUUUCAAAUGCCAAAGUAAUCGGUUUGUUCUUCCUUUUUGUUUGUUUGUUUGUUUAGAAAAUAUGGCAGAAAAUUGAUUUAUACUGAAAGUAUAUCUGGAGCAACUUUAAUUUUUACAAUGUGCCUGAACUUUGUACAUACAUUGCAAUUUAAUUUCAAAUAUGGUUUUAGACCUGCUUUCCCAUGUGCUCUAUAGCAAUUUUCACUUUUUUUCUUUUCUUCUGGAUACCUUUAGAAUUUGAAUUUCUAAACACUGACGUUCUGAGUAUGAUCUUUCAGCUGAUCCUUGUCUUGGAGGGUAGAAAAUGUGCUGUGGUGGCUCUGCUGUCUGAAGGGGAGUAAAUUUGUGCCAUGGGAUCAGGCAUGCUGAUAGACAAAUGUGCUUUAAUUGCAUUAGUUGGAAGGUGCCCAAAGGCAGCCCAAGAGACCAGAGAAGCUCCUGUGUUUUCAAACACAGAGCCUCUUUCUCUUGUUAAAAUCAGCACCUAUUAAAGAAUUUUACAGUCCAUGCAACCAGAUGGCUGAGAGAUUGCCCACCCCACAGGCUGACAGUGGAGAGGAUGUUGGCAGAAUUGUUUCUGUAUUGCAGUUGCAAGCCUGUCUCUUUUCAGACCCAGAAGCUGCAUCUUCAGGUGGUGCCAAUUGCUCAUUUGUACCAUCUGAAGAGCUGUCAGGUCACUUUUCCUUGAUGGCCAGAACACAAGAGCUGCGACUUGCUGACAGUUUCCUGCUACUUGUGUGAGGAAUUUACUCCAGUUGGCUGCUUCCCAGGGAGUGAAUGUAGCUCCUGGAGUAAGUUACUGAUGUGGUGGUCUAAUAAGUACCGGGAUUUUCUACAUUUCCAGAGUGAAAACGUUGUCAGCAAUGGAAAACUUCACAUUCCAUAAUUCAAAUAGUUUCAGUGUUUUGAUGUUGUAUCAAGCUCUAUUCUGUUCAUUAACAAAUGGAUCAGAGUCCAAAUAAUUUUCACUUACACUGAACUAGUAGUUUUGUUAGUCUUCAGUGUGUUCAAUGGCUGCUCAUGGUGUCCUUUUCCACCCUGUGCCUUGGAAGUGAAAGCAACAUAGACUGAUGUUCACCAGUUUUAUUUAGACCAAGAGUACAGACAUAAGAGUAUAAUGUAUUUAUAUAUAUAUACACACAUAUAUGUAUGAACAGCAUGUGCAUCAAGUAGUUUUAUUAUCCAAGUGUAUUUCAGAUAUAACAUAUUAAAAUUGUUUAUAUUUAAAUGAAGCAUUUUUCACUGUCCUGCUUCAGGAAUGUAGUCAGAGCCAGUAGCACGAUCUAUGUGAACAGACCGUAGAAUAAGCGACAGCAGUGCAAAAUCUUCUUAAAGCCCAUUUUGUAACUUCUCUUCAGCUCAGCGUGAAAAUUGAGUCUUGGGCCCCAGUUUAGUUUUUAACAUAUAUUAGGAAAAAAAAAAAAAAAUAUUCAUGGGUGUUUCUUAAUGAGUUAGGAAAAAUAUGCACAU